AACGUUGUGGGAUCAAGCAAAUGUUGUAGCAGAAUCGCGGUAUAUAGAACAGAAAAUGAUGAAUUUGUGGAAUAUAAAUUCAAAGCUUUUAGAUAUAGUGAAAUAACUCUCGUGAAAGAAAUUACGAAGUCAGAUAUAUCAUUGAUCAUUGGUCAUUUUGCGUUUGCUGAUAGUAAUAACACUGUUGAUCUACCACGUGAAGAAACACAACCAACCUGUACUACCGCUCAAGAUGAAAAAAUCGCAGAAGACCAUAACUUGAACGAAGAACAUACUAACCAAUCUGAAGACAAUAUGUCUAAAGAUUCUGAAGCGAAUUAA
Racocetra persica is the source of this 321-nucleotide messenger RNA. The record is from the annotation of a GenBank genome assembly. Lineage: Eukaryota; Fungi; Glomeromycota; Glomeromycetes; Diversisporales; Gigasporaceae.